Plodia interpunctella (Indianmeal moth) is the source of this 5665-nucleotide messenger RNA. It is a transcript of the gene ptc, whose product is annotated as patched. Gene Ontology annotation, cellular component: plasma membrane. The transcript has 16 exons. The record is from RefSeq and is a predicted model, not a curated record. Gene Ontology annotation, molecular function: smoothened binding; hedgehog receptor activity; hedgehog family protein binding. Gene Ontology annotation, biological process: negative regulation of smoothened signaling pathway. The coding region runs from base 330 to 4307 and encodes 1325 amino acids. Lineage: Eukaryota; Metazoa; Arthropoda; Insecta; Lepidoptera; Pyralidae.
GUUCGGUGAUACUCGGAUCUGGUCGGGUUUCAGAACGGCAACAUAAGAGAUCGAAUCAUAAUGGCGGUUCAACAAACAUUCAGUCUACGCAUUCUGUGCUUGAACCAGUGCUGUUCAGGUCGCGCUAGUGACGACACGUAAUCGCGGUUAACUAUCGUAAUUUAAUUUCGGUAUCGGUCCGUAUCAAAACAUAAAGUGUCGAAUAGAAGUGAAGAAUCCGAGUGUACAGUGUGUGGUUAUGUGGCGGCGAGUGAUAUGACAGCGUGCGCCGCCAGACGGACUCCGGCCGUCUUCAUGAGGAUACUGGUGACAAACCUGGCCCCGAGAUCAUGGUGGCUCCCGAUUCCGAGGCUCCUUCGAAUCCUCGGAUAACAACUGUCAACGAGAGCCCCUCGGCCGCUGAGGCGCGCCACAGCACCGACCUGUACAUACGAACCAGCUGGGUGGACGCAGCGCUAGCACUCUCCGAACUCGAAAAGGGAAACAUCGAGGGGGGGCGGACCUCACUCUGGAUCCGGGCGUGGCUGCAGGAGCAGCUGUUCAUCCUCGGCUGCUUCCUCCAGGGGGACGCCGGCAAGGUCCUAUUCGUCGCCAUUCUCGUCCUCUCCACCUUUUGCGUCGGGCUCAAGUCCGCGCAGAUCCACUCGCGAGUCGACCAACUCUGGGUUCAAGAGGGUGGCAGAUUAGAAGCUGAGUUGAAGUACACAGCCAAAGCCCUGGGAGAAGCGGACUCAUCGACUCAUCAGUUAAUCAUUCAGACCGCGAAGGACCCAGACGCCUCUUUGUUACACGCAGGCGCAUUGCUGGACCAUCUAAAGGUAGUCCACGCAGCGACCCGCGUCACAGUGUACAUGUAUGAUAUUGAGUGGAGGCUCAAAGACCUCUGCUAUAGUCCUAGUAUACCUGACUUCGAAGCUUACCACAUAGAGAAGAUCUUCGACAACAUUAUCCCGUGUGCCAUCAUCACCCCACUUGACUGCUUUUGGGAGGGAUCCAAGUUGCUUGGACCCGACUAUCCUAUUUUUGUUCCUGGUUUAAAGAACAAGUUCCAAUGGACGCAUUUAAACCCACUAGAAGUUUUAGACGAAGUGAGGACACUGAAGUUCCAGUUUCCUCUCAGUACCAUGGAAGCUUACAUGAAGAGAGCCGGCAUUACCUCGGCCUACAUGAAGAAGCCAUGCUUGGAUCCCACCGACUCACAGUGCCCAAACUCGGCUCCCAACAAGAAAUCAGGCCAAAUACCAGAUGUAGCAGCGGAGCUAUCGCACGGUUGCUACGGUUUCGCGGCAGCCUAUAUGCAUUGGCCAGAGCAGCUGAUCGUCGGAGGUGCCACCAGGAACACCACAUCAGUGUUACGCAGUGCGCGCGCGCUGCAGACUGUGGUGCAGCUGAUGGGCGCGCGAGAGAUGUUCGAAUACUGGGCCGACAACUACAAAGUACACCAUGUCGGCUGGAAUCAAGAAAAGGCAGCCGCCAUCCUCGAUGCAUGGCAGAGGAAGUUUGCGGCUGAGGUUCACAGAAUGACUGCUUCAGAAGCAGUGUCCCCUUCGUAUAGUUUCUUCCCUUUCUCCACAUCUACUCUCAAUGACAUUCUCGGCAAAUUCUCUGAACUUUCUUUGAAGAACAUCAUCAUGGGUUACAUGUUUAUGUUAAUAUACGUGGCCGUGACGUUGAUGCAAUGGCGCGACCCGGUACGGUCGCAAGCAGGAGUUGGCAUCGCCGGCGUCCUUCUGCUUUCUAUCACCGUCGCCGCUGGCUUAGGCUUUUGUGCUUUAUUAGGUAUACCAUUUAACGCUUCGAGCACACAAAUUGUGCCGUUCUUGGCACUUGGACUUGGAGUCCAGGACAUGUUCCUUCUCACUCACACCUACGUGGAGCAAGGGGGAGACGUGCCGCGGGAGGAACGCACUGGUUUGGUGCUCAAGAAGAGUGGACCAAGUGUUCUGUUAGCUUCACUUUGCAACGUCAUGGCUUUCCUUGCUGCUGCGUUACUGCCUAUUCCAGCAUUACGGGUCUUUAGUUUACAGGCGGCUAUCUUGCUCCUGUUCAAUUUGGGCGCGAUGUUAUUAGUGUUCCCGGCGAUGAUCUCUCUGGAUCUCCGGCGGCGCUCCACCGCUCGAGCAGACCUGCUCUUCUGCUUCAUGCCUGAGAGUCCGCUGCCGAACAGGGCCAAGGUCAAUGACCGGGCGAAAACUAGAACUAUUAGGAAUAACAAGAACAACUAUAAGGAUUCAACACAACAACCGCUAGACCCCGGCGUAACUGGAGCGACCAAAAAAGAUUGCUGUUUCAGUCUAUCUCUAUCCAAAUGGGCAAAGAACCAGUACGCACCCUUCAUCAUGAAGCCCGCAGUCAAGGUAACAUCAAUGUUGGCGCUGAUCAUUGUUAUGUUGGCAAGCAUUUGGGGAGCCACAAAAGUUAAAGACGGCCUUGAUCUGACAGAUAUAGUCCCAGAAAAUACUGAUGAACACGAAUUCCUAUCACGUCAAGAAAAGUAUUUUGGAUUCUACAACAUGUACGCAGUCACGCAAGGUGAUUUUGAAUACCCUAUAAAACAAAAACUGCUGUAUGAGUAUCAUGACCAAUUUGUUAGGAUACCAAACAUAAUAAAGAAUGAUAAUGGGGGCCUCACAAAAUUCUGGCUGAGUUUAUUCAGAGACUGGCUUCUAGAUUUGCAAGCGGCAUUUGAUAAAGAAGUUGAAAAAGGCUGCAUUACUAAAGAGUGUUGGUGCAAGAAUGCGACAGACGAGAGUAUUUUGGCAUUCAAACUGAUGGUGCAGACGGGACACGUGGACAAUCCCAUCGAUAAGGCUCUCCUCACAGCUCCUGAUCAUAGGCUGGUUGAUAAAGAUGGUAUUAUAAAUCCAAAGGCGUUUUAUAACUACUUAUCAGCUUGGGCGACCAACGACGCUUUGGCUUACGGAGCAUCCCAAGGGAAUUUGAAACCGCAACCGAAAAGAUGGACUCAUUCGCCUGAAGAUGUGGAUUUGAAGAUACCAAAGUCAUCCCCUCUCAUGUACACGCAGCUCCCGUUCUACUUGGCCGGCCUCAGUGAUACAGAAAGCAUCAAGACGCUGAUCAUGUCGGUCCGGGAGCUCUGUCUGAAGUUCGAAGCGCAGGGAUUGUCUAAUUUCCCGUCUGGUAUUCCCUUCCUGUUCUGGGAGCAAUACUUGUAUCUCCGAACAUCUCUGCUCCUUGCUCUUGCCUGUGCUCUUGCUGCUGUAUUCGUGGCUGUAAUGAUACUCCUCCUGAACGCGUGGGCAGCGCUCCUCGUGACGUUGUCUCUAGCGAUGUUAGUACUCCAGUUGUUGGGAACCAUGGCGCUGCUGGACGUCAAGCUGUCUGCAGUGCCAGCGGUGUUACUGGUGCUGGCUAUUGGAAGAGGGGUUCAUUUCACCGUGCAUAUUUGUUUGGCGUUUGUGACCUCUAUCGGCUGCCGGCGCCGUCGCGCGGCGCUGGCUCUAGAGUCAGUGCUGGCUCCAGUAGUGCACGGCGCACUGGCCGCGGCGCUGGCUGCCUCGAUGUUGGCGACCAGUGACUUUGGAUUCGUGGCAAGGCUAUUCCUAAGGCUGUUACUAGCACUCGUCAUAUUGGGAAUCGUUGACGGAUUGUUGUUCUUCCCUAUUGUGCUGUCGAUAUUGGGACCUUCGGCUGAGGUCAGACCGAUAGAAUACCCAGAGCGGUUAUCAACGCCCUCUCCCAAGAGUUCCCCCAUUCACCCUCGAAAAUCAAGCUCAAGUAACAACGGGGAUAAAUCCAGUCGGACCAGCAAAUCUGCCCCUAGACCUUGUGCUCCUUCACUCACAACGAUUACUGAAGAGCCUCCUAGUUGGCACAGUUCAGCUCCGUCGGUGCAGUCGUCUAUGCAAUCAAUUGUGGUACAACCAGAGGUGGUGGUGGAAACCACUACGUAUAAUGGAAGCGACUCUGCGUCUGGUAGAUCCACACCGACUAUGAAAUCCUCGCAUUCUGGAGCGAUUACUACUAAGGUAACGGCAACCGCUAACAUCAAGGUAGAGGUUGUCACGCCAGGAGACAGGAAGUCCAGGAGAUCGUACCACUACUAUGACCGCGACCGACGACGCGACCGCGAUGACGAUCGUGACAGGGACCGCGACCGCGACCGGGACCGGGACCGCGACAGGGACCGGGACCGCGACAGAGACCGCGAUAGGGACCGCGACAGGGAUCGCGACGACAGAUCGCGGGAACGCAGAGAUCGCUAUCGCGACGAGAGAGACCACCGCGCCUCCCCCAGAGAAAAUGGCCGCGACUCCGGACACGAGAGCGAUUCUUCCAGGCAUUGAGCGACAGCAUCAACGUACAACGACCGCCCACGUCACAGUGACAGUAGUGUAGUGUAGAUAUUUACGCUGUGUGCAUAUCAUUCGAAUGCUAUGCUUGUAUGUACGAAAAGACAUCUUUACCUAAAGUUAUCAAGUGUCGUCUAAAACCGAACGUAAAACAUGUUUUAAGGAUCGCAAUACCAUUAUAUUCAAUGCCUUAAGACAGUAUUACGAUUAAUUUUAAGUUAUCUUCAGUAAAAUAUGGAUAUUGGAGGCUACAAUUAAUCUGUUCAAUAUGAAGUGCUAUCUGAGUCGCAUUACUAUGUAUAGUUUGUAUGCGCGAUGGUACUAAAAUCAUUCCAUGGAGCUCGCCACAUUGCCAUGCAGUGUCGACAUUUUGUAGUGUGUAUGUCGGGAGUUCCAACUGUAUAGAACAAAUCUCAUUGUAAGAGUUUCAUUUGUGUAUUUUAUAUUGUGUGUUCCUAUUUUGACAAGCAUUUCCACUCGUCUCCGUGUUCUUUUGUUACAUUUUACUUCUCUAAAGACUGUGGUCAAAUUUUAUUGAUAAUUUAUCAUAUUAUUUAUUUUAUAUCUAUAAAUUUAUUAUUCUGAAACUUGAGGUCUGUGGAAAAUCUCAGAUUUAUUGUACAAAUUUAUUAGUUAGUGAUAAUAUUAGAGUAGGAAUUUAUUUAUGAGAUUACAUAGAUUUCUUAAACUGUAUUGUUGUGAUGUUUAGAUAAACUUUAAAGACUGCAUUUAACGAGCCGGUCGCAUAGUAUGCGACACACAUUGCUGUGUACAAAGAUUGAUCGAGAACUGACAGAAAUACUGACCUCAGAAAAAAAUAUGUUGUGACGUUUUGUGCAAAGUACUUAUUAGAUUGUAUUAAUUUAUACCUAUAUAACUUAACGAUAUUCUGUAAAUAUAUGGUUAGUGUAGUUUACGUGUGCGUACGCAAGUGCCUGCGCCUUCCACGGCAUGUACUCUUUGUAUGUUGUAUUUUUAUACAAUUUUAACGGACAUAUUGUCGUAAAACUAUAGGGAACGGAGCAUUUGGAUAGCUUUAGACAAGUUUUACAAUUUUGGUAACUUUAACGAUGUCUGAUAAGGUGCCUUAUAUUCCUUUAUCUAUAUAUUGUUUUUGAAACUAAUGUAUAUUUCCAAAUCUUUGGUGCGUAUUGAGAUUUUCAUCUAAAUGCAUUUUUACUUUUACAGAGUACAAUUUUCUUUAGUUUAAAAAUUUAUACCUGAUUACGUAGAUGACUAUCAAAAAUAAAUAGGUACAAUGUACUUAUUUAUCUUGUAUGAUUAUGACUAAAUUAAAACCUGAAAAAAAUCUGUCGCCUGUAUUGAAAAAUUAAAACACUAUGUAUACUGUA